Molecule: messenger RNA, 2266 nt
Organism: Carassius carassius (crucian carp)
Lineage: Eukaryota; Metazoa; Chordata; Actinopteri; Cypriniformes; Cyprinidae
Product: polyadenylate-binding protein 4-like
Exons: 13
Coding region: 274-1713 (479 amino acids)
Cellular component (GO): cytoplasmic stress granule; ribonucleoprotein complex; cytosol
Molecular function (GO): poly(A) binding; mRNA 3'-UTR binding; poly(U) RNA binding
Source: RefSeq, a predicted model, not a curated record
AGAGCUUUGGACACAAUGAACUUUGAUGUGGUCAAAGGAAAGCCGAUCAGAAUCAUGUGGUCACAAAGAGAUCCGUCACUUAGGAAAUCUGGGGUUGGAAAUGUCUUUAUCAAAAAUCUGGACAAGUCCAUUGACAACAAGGCCCUGUGAGACACCUUCUCUGCUUUCGGAAACAUCCUGUCCUGCAAGGUGGUGUGUGACGAGAACGGAUCCAAGGGUUACUCCUUUGUGCAUUUUGAAACUCAGGACGCAGCCGACCGUGCCAUAGAGAAGAUGAAUGGCAUGUUGCUGAAUGACCGCAAGGUGUUUGUGGGGCGUUUCAAGUCCAGGAAGGAGAGGGAAGCAGAGAUGGGUGCCAAAGCCAAAGAAUUCACAAAUGUUUACAUCAAGAACUUUGGCGAGGACAUGGAUGAUCAGAGACUGAAGGAGCUUUUUGAUAAAUACGGUAAAACUCUGAGCGCGAAGGUCAUGACUGACCCCACUGGGAAAUCUCGUGGAUUUGGGUUUAUAAGCUACGAGAAGUAUGAGGAUGCUAACAAGGCUGUGGAGGGGAUGAAUGGUACGGAGCUCAGUGGUAAGACGGUGUGUGUUGGCCGAGCACAGAAAAAGAUGGAGAGACAAGCAGAACUCAAGAGGAAGUUUGAACAGCUCAAACAGAAAAGAAUCAGCAGAUAUCAGGGAGUAAACUUGUAUAUCAAAAAUCUUGAUGACACCAUCGAUGAUGAGAAACUUCGUAACGAGUUCUCUCCUUUCGGCUCCAUUACCAGUGCCAAGGUGAUGCUGGAGGACGGCAGGUCCAAAGGUUUUGGCUUUGUGUGUUUCUCUUCACCUGAGGAGGCCACAAAGGCCGUGACAGAAAUGAACGGGCGUAUUGUGGGCUCUAAACCACUGUACGUAGCCCUGGCCCAAUGCAAAGAAGAACGCAAAGCUCAUCUGACCAACCAGUACAUGCAGCGUAUCGCUGGUAUGAGGGACAUGCCUGCCAAUGCUAUCUUCAACCAGUUCCAGCCUGCCGGUGGUUACUUCAUGCCAGCUGUGCCACAGGCCCAGAACAGAACAACAUACUAUGCACCAAAGCAGCUUAGCCAGAUGCGUCCGAACCCUCGCUGGCAGCAGCAGGGUGGCAGAGGUCAGGGGGGCUUCCAGGGCAUGGCCAGCUCCUUGCGCCAACCAGAGCCCUGGGCCAACAUACGCCACCUGGCUCCCAGUGCUUCCACCCAAGGCCCACGCGGGAUCCCCACAGGUGCACAGAGAGUGGGAGGCAGUAGCCAACCAAUGGGUCCCCGCCCUGCCAUGGGGGUGACGACCCCACGUGCCAUUCCCCCAUACAAGUACGCCACUGCCAUACGAAACACUCAGCCUCAGGUCAUGCAGCCUAUUACUCUGCAACAGGCUCAGCCAGCGGUUCACGUGCAGGGUCAGGAGCCUCUCACUGCCUCCAUGUUAGCUGCCGCUCCUCCUCAGGAACAGAAACAGAUGCUUGGUGAGCGGUUGUUUCCUCUCAUCCAGGCAAUGCACCCCAGUCUAGCCGGGAAGAUCACAGGAAUGCUGCUUGAGAUCGACAACUCCGAGCUGCUGCACAUGCUGGAGUCCCAUGAGUCUCUGCGCUCCAAGGUGGAGGAGGCUGUUGCAGUGCUUCAGGCUCACCAGGCCAAGAAAGAUGCCACACAGAAAGUGGGAGUCACUGCUGUGACUGUAGCCGCAACAUCAUGACAAGGUGAAGCAGAAAGACUGAAGAGAGAUUGUGUCAUCUGGUGGCAACCAAUAAGAACACAAAAAAUAAAACAUGAAAAAAAAAAGAAAAAUACAAAAUACUACUGGAGCAUAAAGAAUAAAAAUCUGUUGCAGGGCUUAUAUUUUUAACUCUGUAAUCAUUUUUACAACCUGAAGUUCAUUUUAAAAAGCGGCAGUUCUGUGAAGGAACAGCCUCUGUAUUCUGGCCAGGACUGACUUUUUCUAUGAGGAAGUGGGACACUUGAUUCUUCAGUGAGCUGUGUGUUUGCUGCUUUGAUUGGACCUCACUUGUCCCAUGACCCGAGUGGUGUGGCACUCUAAAUAAAGGGAAACUAUUUAAAAUGAAAUAUACUGUAGCCGUCUUCUUCUUCAUUUUUAAGUAGAGACAAAGGUCAUUUUACAGACACUCUUUAUCCAAAGUGACUUGCAGUACAGGAACAGUCCCGUUAUAGGUUACAUUUUUUUCCUCAAGGGCCCAAUAAUAACGGAAAUAUUCAUAACAUCCCAUUUCACCUUUACCUGACACUAGUCA